ACGAAACGUAUUAAAUAGUAGACAAAAAUAAAGUUACCAAAGUUUGUAGUCGCGGUGGGAGACGGAGAUGGGCCAGCUGGUUCGGUUGAAAGGCUCUUUAAUAUGUUUGGUUCGCAUUGGUCCGGGUUUGAGCCUUGGGUGCGUCUGGGAUCAGGACGACACAGCCCGCUGCGUCUUUAAAAAUCUGCGCCCCUCGGCAUUUACUACUGCUUAAAUUGAAUGACUCCAUUUAAUGCUUUCUCCUCUCCAUUCAUUAUAACCCCAACGACGCCAUUUCUGCUCCCCCCUCCCUCUCUCUCUCUCUCUCUCUCUCUCUCUCUCUCAACUUCCAUAUCCGUCUCAGCUCGUCCGUACAGCGCUGUUCAUUGCACGUGACAUGCACGUGAUCCUCCUCCUCUGGCUUCUUUCGCUUAAAAGCUACAUCCGUCUCUUUUGGUAAUACUACUACAAGAGGAAAGAAGAUGGCGUCGAUGGCUUCACCGCCACCGUUGGUACUUAGCGUUAUCGGAGGAACUGUCACUGCUGCGGAGAAUAAUAACACCAGUGAACGCUCGCAUUCUUCGUCGUCGUCUUCUUCUUCGUCGUCGUCGAUUGAGAAUGUGAAGCCGAGUAUAAUAAUUAUAAUUUUGAUCCUGUCCAUAACGGUGCUUGUUUCCGUCUCUCUUUGUCUACUCCUCCGCCACCUCAACCGCCGUUGCUUACGUCACCUCUCUCGCUCGACUACGUCGACUAUCACCAGCGCCGCUGCCACCGCCAGCCACCGUGUCAGUCCCGAAGAAUCGCAGACGGCUUCGUUGCUUGAUUCUCUUCCUGUUUUUACCUUCUCUUCCAUUAUUCGCCGCUCCAACAAUGACUCGACGGUUUCCGGAGAUUGCGCGGUUUGUUUGUCCAAAUUUGAAUCGCACGAUCAGCUCAGGCUUCUCCCUCUUUGUUGCCACGCGUUCCACGCUCAUUGCAUUGAUACUUGGCUCGCUUCAAACCAAACUUGUCCUCUUUGCCGCUCUCCUCUCUUCGCUUCCGAGUCUGAUCUCAUGAAGGUUUUGCUUCAGUCUUCUAACUCCGCAGCUGCGAUUGGAAGUGGCGGAAGUGAUAGUUUCCGGCUCGAGAUUGGCUCUAUCAGUCGCCGUCAACCGGGCUCCGAAUCCGGUGAGCAGAGAAGGUCUUAUUCCAUUGGCUCUUUCGAUUAUGUCGUCGAGGAAGAAUCAGAGGUGACUAGAAAUCAAACUCACCGGAGAACCGUGUCCGAUAAGGAAGAUGUUGCAGCACCUGUGGCAGCUUCAGAAGCGAGCCUCGCCGCGGAGGUUGCUACUGGAAGGAGUUGGCUUAAGGAAUACGUGGAUAGGCUUUCUUUUUCCUUAUCGUCUCGUGCUAUGUCGUUUCGUAGCUCAGGAAGGUUCUUCACCGGGAGCAGUCGCCGAAGCGAUAUCUCCGGCGUCGCUGUAGAUUACGACGUGGAAGCAAAUCGCAUCGGCGAGGAGAUCAGCGAGAUGUUUCGUUGGUUCUCAGGGGUGUGAGCGUAAAUACGAGGUUUGACGUAGGGACAUUUCUUGCAUUUUCGGCUUUUUGAUUCGAUUAGUUCGCUCUUGUUUUUGCUUAUUCCACUCUGUUCCUGAUGGAUCGGACAACACACACACCAAAAGUUCAGAGGAAGAGUGGACACAGCAAAAUUUUUGAGUGCAGGUAAGGGUAGUCGGAUCUAGAAGCAUAAAUUUUUGUCCAUCUCCUUUAAAUGGGAGUCAUUGGUAGACAAAAGGGAAUACUUGAAGCAGUAACUUUUGUAGGUUAGUUUUUUUUUUU
Theobroma cacao (cacao) is the source of this 1797-nucleotide messenger RNA. Lineage: Eukaryota; Viridiplantae; Streptophyta; Magnoliopsida; Malvales; Malvaceae. The record is from RefSeq and is a predicted model, not a curated record.